Molecule: messenger RNA, 2455 nt
Organism: Nematolebias whitei (Rio pearlfish)
Lineage: Eukaryota; Metazoa; Chordata; Actinopteri; Cyprinodontiformes; Rivulidae
Product: extracellular calcium-sensing receptor-like
Exons: 8
Coding region: 16-2454 (812 amino acids)
Biological process (GO): G protein-coupled receptor signaling pathway
Cellular component (GO): membrane
Molecular function (GO): G protein-coupled receptor activity
Source: RefSeq, a predicted model, not a curated record
UUGCCUGCAUUCUCAAUGGACGGAGACUUUGUUAUUGGAGGAGUUUUUUCUAUUCACUACGCACUGCAAACAGUGAUUUAUAACUACACUACCAAGCCUGAACCUUUAAGAUGCACCAGGAGCUUGAAUGUCCGCAAUGUACGUUUUGCUCGUGCAAUGAUUUUUGCAAUUGAGGAGAUAAAUAACAGCACAGAGCUGCUGCCGGGUAUUAAAACUGGAUAUCAGAUCUAUGACUCGUGUGCUUCAGUGUCUGUAGCCAUGGAUGCAGCAUUGCAACUCUUAAAUGGUCAAGAUCCUGUGAUAUACAAAGACAGCAAUUGUUCCCAAUCUGGAGAGAUGAAAGGUCUUGUUGGAGAGUCUGGAUCUUCUCAGUCUAUUGGCAUAUCACGGAUCGUUGGGCCUUUCUACAUACCACAGGUCAGCUACUUUUCCACUUGUGCCUGCCUGUCAGAUAAGCAACAGUACCCAACUUUUUUCAGAACAGUUCCCAGUGAUCAGUUCCAAGCUGAUGCUUUGGCCAAGCUGGUGAAACACUUUGGCUGGACUUGGAUAGGUGCUGUUCGCUCUGACUCAGAUUAUGGAAAUUAUGGAAUGGCGUCUUUUCUUGCUGCAGCUCAGAGAGAGGGUAUCUGUGUGGAGUACUCUGAAUCCUUCUAUCGAACCGACCCACACAGCAAGAUCAAGAGAGUAGCUGAUGUUAUUCGCAGGUCGACAGCAACAGUUGUUGUUGUUUUUUUGGCUCCGGGAGACAUGAAGGUGUUGUUAGAGGAGUUGGCACAGGAACUCCCACCACCUCGUCAGUGGAUAGGGAGUGAGGCCUGGAUAACUGACCCACUCAUGAUGAGUUUCAGUUUCUGUGCAGGAGCCAUCGGACUUGGUAUUCAGCAAUCUGUAAUCCCAGGACUAAGAAACUUUUUGCUGGAUCUCUCUUUCACUGAAGUAGCUGCCAAUUCAGUGCUAACUGAGUUUUGGGGAGAUGCAUUCAACUGCACAAUGAUUAAAUCUAUUGAUCCAAAGAAAAGAGUGUGUGAUGGAACUGAGAAUAUAAACACACUUAUAAGUUCGUACACUGAAACGUCUCAGCUAAGAAUUACUAACAUGGUGUACAAGGCUGUUUAUGCAAUAGCUCAUGCCAUUCAUAACGCAGUGUGUCAAGAAACAAAUUUCAGUAUUCAGUGUGACAAGCACUUCAGUUUGGAGUCCAAACAGGUUUUAUCAGAGCUAAAGAAAGUAAACUUCUCUCGCAAUGGUUAUCCUGUGUCAUUUGAUGUUAAUGGGGAUCCUGUGGCUUUUUAUGAACUGGUCAACUGGCAAAGGAGUGAAGGUGGAGAUAUUGAGCUGGUAACAGUGGGAUACUAUGAUGCAUCACUUCCAAAAGGCCAGGAGUUUCAUAUCAACCGGAACAUAACCUGGGUAGAAGGUGGCAUUAAAGUUCCAGUGUCAAUGUGCAAUGAUAACUGUCUACCAGGAACACGGAAAGUGCUGCAGAAAGGAAAACCCGUCUGCUGCUAUGAUUGUAUACCAUGUCCUGAAGGAGAGAUCAGUAAUACAACAGAUUCUCCUGAUUGCUUCCCAUGUCUCAGUGAAUUCUGGCCAAAUGCAGAAAGAGAUGCCUGUUUCCCCAAACCUAUUGAGUUUCUUUACUUUGACGAAAUCUUUGCAAAGAUUCUGGCUGCGUUCUCUGUUACUGGGGCUUGUCUGGCCAUCAUUACAGCAGUUAUUUACUUUUAUCACAGAACUACUCCAAUUGUCAGAGCCAACAACUCAGAGCUGAGCUUCCUGCUGCUCUUCUCUCUGACUCUGUGUUUCUUAUGUUCAUUAACUUUCAUCGGAGCUCCCUCUGAGUGGUCCUGCAUGCUGCGACACACAGCUUUUGGCAUCACUUUUGUUUUCUGUAUCUCCUGUGUUCUUGGAAAAACUGUAGUAGUUUUAAUGGCCUUCAAAGCUACACUUCCAGGUAGUAAUGUCAUGAAAUGGUUUGGGCCUCCACAACAAAGAUUGACCGUUGUGUUUUUCACAUUUAUUCAAGUUUUGAUAUGUACAAUUUGGUUGUUGCUUAGACCUCCUUUCCCAAUGAAAAAUCUGACAACAUACAAGGAGAAGAUCAUCCUGGAAUGUGCUUUAGGCUCUGCUGUUGGCUUCUGGGCUGUGCUCGGGUACAUUGGCCUGUUGGCUGUUUUUUGCUUUGUGUUAGCUGUUCUAGCUCGUAAACUACCUGAUAAUUUUAAUGAAGCCAAGCUGAUAACCUUCAGCAUGCUGAUCUUCUGUGCAGUGUGGAUCACCUUCAUCCCAGCAUAUGUCAGCUCUCCUGGAAAGUUUACUGUGGCUGUGGAGAUAUUUGCUAUUCUGGCAUCCAGCUUUGGACUGCUGCUGUGUAUAUUUGCUCCAAAGUGUUUCAUCAUCAUAUUUCAGCCCGAGAAGAACUCCAAAAAAUAUUUAAUGAACAAAAUUUAAU